Molecule: messenger RNA, 2470 nt
Organism: Pieris brassicae (large cabbage white)
Lineage: Eukaryota; Metazoa; Arthropoda; Insecta; Lepidoptera; Pieridae
Product: NEDD4-binding protein 1-like
Exons: 6
Coding region: 141-1511 (456 amino acids)
Cellular component (GO): cytoplasmic ribonucleoprotein granule; nucleus
Molecular function (GO): mRNA binding; RNA endonuclease activity
Source: RefSeq, a predicted model, not a curated record
AGUGUUUAGAAAUCGUAAUUACAAAUUUAAUUUAUUGUUUUGAUAGUUCUACAUUUUUCCAUUGUCUACUUCGAAUUUUAUUUGUGUAUAUUUCCAUAUUACAUAUUAUUCAACUUUGCUUUUUAAUUUUGUUCAAGGUAAUGGGAAGAAUGUCUGAAGUUUCCAUUACAAACAAAAUGAGUUGUAAUAAACAAAAUAUAGAAAAUUCAUCUAAAAGAAUACAAAAGAAAAAAAAGAGAAAUAAAAGAAAAACUAACAAGAAAAUCAAGAAGCUAUUUGAUAAUUUAAGACAAGACACAAAUUCUUCCCAGGAAAGUGUCAGUACAGUUAACAAUGAAACAAAUUCUUCACAUGGAAGUAUUAAUACAGUUAUAGAAAUUAUUAAUUCUAUUGAUGUACCAAAAGAAUAUAAAAACAGUCUAACCAUUAUUGAACAUACUAAUAAAACUCCAAGUAAAGCUCAAAUACGUAGAUCAGACUUAAAUAUAUGCCCAUUACAAUGCUCAACACCAAAAAAUAAUAUAGUUAACCACAAUGAAAAUACAUCUAGCUUUCAUUCAGAUAUUUUAAAUUUAACUAAACAAAUAAAUGAUGAGUCUUACGUAACUAUAGACUUAACAGAAAAUAGCACUUUAGAUGCUACUCAACCUACAGUUAUUGAUUUAGUAGAUGAUUCAAAGUCUAUAGACUCAAAUAUAUCUAUGAGCGGAGACUCAGAUGUGACUGUGGUGAAUGUAAUAUCGAGAAAAAGAAAUAAUAAUCAGAUGAAGAAAUUUGUUGAUGGCAUUGAAAAAAUGGAUUCUUCUGCUAAAGGCAAACUGUUAGAAUUUAUUGCUCAAAAGAUCUUUAGUGGCUGUGAUGGACCAAAGAGUUUACAUAGUUUCAGGAAUGGAAUUAAUCACUCAAUUCAAUCAGCAGAAGAUGCUUUCAUAAAAGAAGUAAUACUGCGCCAGGCUCCAUCCAGAAACAGUAUUGGUAGUAAUAUUUAUAAUCCUAGAAAAGAUAUUAAGAACAAAACAGGACUGCGUAUGAUUGUUAUAGAUGGAAGUAAUGUUGCUAUGCAACACACCAAAGGUAGAGUCUUUUCUGUACAAGGGCUUAAAAUAUGUAUUGAAUACUUUAUUCGACGUGGACAUGUUGUCAAGUCGUUUGUGCCACAGUUUAGAUGUAAGUUACGGAAAAGUACAGACGGGAGAUUGUUGGAUCAGAUGGAGAGACAGGGUUAUGUGGUGUAUACCCCUUCUCGGGAAAUCCAGGGACGGAUGAUCACGUCGUAUGAUGAUAGAUAUAUAGUGCAAUGUGCCGCGGAAUUUGACGGCGUUAUUGUCUCCACAGACAAUUAUAGAGACCUAUUGUCAGAAAAUCCAAGAUGGCGAUAUAUCAUAGAGAAUAGACUCUUACAGUUCACGUGGGUUGACGACAUGAUAAUGUUUCCCAAGGAUCCUUUAGGCAGAAACGGUCCAACAUUGGAACAGUUCUUACGACAUCCUUUACCAAUUGAAAUAAAAUAAAUUGUCAUGAAAUUGUAAAAUUGUGUUCUGUCCAAAGAAAACUUAUGCAAAAUUUUGUUGUGUAGUAAUCAAAUCUAGUAUCGUUGAAUUUUUUUUAAUAUGUUUCUAAGUGUACAUUAUGGCACAUUAUGCUGAGGAUAUAUUUACUAAUUACACGGCAAAGAGCGACGUUUAUGUCUGCUAAAUUUUGUUUAGUACGGCGAUCAGAGACGAUUAUGUGAUUUCACUAAUAUUUUCAAAGAGACAUCUGAUUAGGGAACGUUCAAAUAUUACGUAAUGAAUUUGGGGGGAGGGGGGGGAGUCCUCUUGUAAAACGUUACGAUGCCGGGCGGGGAUCGAAUUACGCGUUAUUGUUAAUAUUAUUUUCAACUUUCCAGUACUUUAUAUCACAUAUUGCUAAAUUUUAGGUAUAAAGAGUCAAAUUAUUAUAUACGUAUUGGUGUUCGUGGUAGUGAUAUAAUUUUUAGUGAAAUCUCAGAAAUCCUAAAAAUUGUGAUUUUUUAAGUUACCGUAUAAUUUUCAGAUAUUGUUGGAAAAUUAAAAAAAAUAUUAACGCAGUGCCGUAAGACAAGGAAUCUUAAGACUGAAAGUAUUUAGUACUUUUAUAUUUUUUUAAUAUUUGCUAAUACUUUUGGUCUUUUGUUUGUUAAAGUUAGAUUUUUUAAAAAUAAAUUAAUGAUAAAUUUAGGAUGAUGUAUAACGAGGUUUAUUGUUUUCUAUACAAAUAUAUUUUGUUGAGGGCAGCUCAAACUCAUACCAGAACCACUGUUUACCGAAGAAAUUUGAGAUUGUGAUAAUGUUGCGUUAAGUUGAUUUUAAUUAUUCACAUAUCCAUAUUUAUUUGUGUAAACUUCAAAACUGAUUUUCUCCUAUAUUUUAUACAAAAAUUAUUUUUGUAUAUUAUAUUAUGUGAAGGUAGUUGUUCCUAUUUUUUAAUAUGCUAUAGAAAUCUGAAAACA